Molecule: messenger RNA, 1311 nt
Organism: Didymodactylos carnosus
Lineage: Eukaryota; Metazoa; Rotifera; Eurotatoria; Philodinida; Philodinidae
Source: the annotation of a GenBank genome assembly
AUGAGUUAUCGAGUUAUAGUCGAAUGUGUUCUGACACAAGCUCAGCUGUCUGUUGAUGUAGAAAAUAAAUAUAAAAAACGCUUAGCUGUUUCCAAUAAACUAUCAUUCGAAAUAAUUCACUAUGCACAGAAGUAUCUGACUAUUAUACGUCUCAUGACUACUACUAUCGAUAUUGAUAUAACUGAUAUCAUUCAAAAUAAUCCAUUAUUAGAUGAAGAAAUACUACCAGAUAUAAUAAAAAAGUUUCAAGUUCUUGUACCAAAUACAGAUGAAUUUGAGCCAUUUGAUCCAUCAAAAAUUAUUCGAAGACAGACUAUAAAUAAUGAAUCAUCAACAAUUAAUAUACAAUCAAACAAUCAUAAUAAUCAAACCAUUAUACUACCAGAUAUAACUACUCAACCAUCAUCAUAUCAUAAUUUAUUAAUAACAACUGACUUGAACGGUACCAGCGAUUGUGUUACUUCGAAACGCAAUCUACAGUCUAGUCCUCAUCAACCACUUAAACGCAAGAGAUACACACACCUUAUUAAUACUCCUGAUGAUCCAGUAACAUUAGGAUAUGAUCUUCGAGAUCGUUCAAAAUUAAUUCAGACAAGUGAUGAUUAUAUGACAUAUUAUGAAUCAACAGAUGAUGAAGAUGAUCUUAAUGAAUGUCCUGAUUAUACACUUUUAUCAAAUACAAAAUUAUUAGAAUUUUUGAUAUGUAAAGAUAAAUAUAAUAUCACCGAUGAAGCUAUUCGAAUUUUCAAUCAAUUAGAAUCAAUAUAUGGCUGUUGUCCUUCAUUGUAUCAUUUGAGAAAGUUAAGAGCAACAUUAAAUAAAAAUAUUCCAAUACAAAAAUGUGCUUAUUUACAUGUGAAUGAUGCAAUUAAAUUACUGGUUCAUAGUGAUCCAUCAGUUAUAGAAAACGCAUCAAAUGAAGUACUGCACAUUAAGCAUAAUAUGGAUGGUACAACGAUCGGUGCAUCCACUAAUUUUCUUAUGUCAACAAUCACCUGUAUGCAAUCUGGUGCCAAUAAACAAUCAGUAGCUAAUGUUAUACCAUUAGGACAAUUUAAAUUUGAUAAAGAGAAUAGAACUGAAAUUGAUCGUGUUUUACCAGAUGAAUUUGUUAAUAUGAUGGAAAAGAAAUUAAUUUAUUUAAAGAACUUAAAAUUGGAAUUGGAUUUUCAAAUGUCUAUUGAUAUGAAAAUGAUGUGGCAAGUAAUGGGCCAAUAUGGAAUAUCAGGUAAAACCGAUAUCUCUUUGCUACAGUAUGUUUUCUUGAAAAUGUAUUGGCAUCGAAAAGUAAAAUGGGGGUACGAGCCGUGA